Messenger RNA from Monascus purpureus, 339 nucleotides. The record is from the annotation of a GenBank genome assembly. Lineage: Eukaryota; Fungi; Ascomycota; Eurotiomycetes; Eurotiales; Aspergillaceae.
AUGCCUCGAGAAACCCGCCACGGCGCAGCUCACUCGAACGUCGGCUCCCGCGCGCUGUACGAGGGCCAGGAUCAGAUCAACGAUCCCCAAUCCGUCAUCAACGAGAGAAAGAGAUACGGCGGCGGGAGGGCUAGCGAUGAUCCCAUCGAAAUCGGCCAGGCAAUGGCAAAUCAACCCUCAGAUAAACGCCGAGGCCGGGAGGCUGAGGAGGAGCUGAGUAAAAUCGAUCCUACCAAGCCGGCGACUUUCCAUGGAAAUAAACCAUCGCGAGGAGCGGAGGUGGAUAAGAGUUUGAUGGAGGACGAUGAGCUGAGAAUGCGGGAGAGGCUUGGUCGUUAA